AUGAAUCAUCUUCAGAUUAGUGUUUUAUUGGUGGUGGCCACACUCACACCUUCUGAAGGUUUUAAGUUUGGAUUUAAUAACAGUUAUACUUGUCACUGUAAAAAUGAUGAAAAAUGUGACAUUGUUACUGGAAGAUGUGAUAAUGGAUGUUUGAAAGGUUGGGGUGGACCUUCUUGUCAACAAGUAAUUGAAAUCGGGAGGUCUUCUAGUUUGACUGAUAUUGAAUUUCCCAAACCAGCUGCAUCAACUUAUCCAGAAUGGUUGAAAUCCUCAUCUAAUAAAGCUUUAGUAAAGAAAGAUACGCUUAUGAACUAUUAUAAAGAUAACAAAGAUAUUGGUUAUAAUGCCGUAUUUUAUAAUGACAUUUCGAAAAUUGUUGAAGGCAAGAUUCUGUAUCCUGGAGAAACCAUGGACAGUCAAAACAAUAUAACAGUAGAUAUCAACAGUAAAAUAUUAGCCUUGUCAAUAAAUCCACCACCAACAGGCAAACUAGAUCCACCUAUAGAACUUAGUUUUCAACAUUUAUCAGAUAAUUAUUCAUCUCCUACUUGUGUGUUUCUAGAUCUGAAAGCUCCAUAUGAUAAGAGAGGACGGUGGUCAACUGAAGGUUGUAAGACAGAAUCCACAUCAAAUCCUAAUGUUACCAUCUGUAAAUGUGAUCACUUAACUAACUUUGCUAUACUGAUGAGCCCUGGUAAAACGGUGAAAGAAGCUUUAGAGAUUAAGAAAAAGAGAUAUAGAGCUAAAUCUAUUGAUACUGGUGCAGGAACCAAAUCAGAUACACAGUCGAAUCAAACGAGAAGUACAUGUGACAAUGAUAAAGUCACUAGUUUCAUAGAUGAAAAGAGUAAGUAUGAAAGUUGA
This is a messenger RNA of Lottia gigantea (owl limpet), 864 nucleotides long. RefSeq lists its product as hypothetical. Lineage: Eukaryota; Metazoa; Mollusca; Gastropoda; Lottiidae. The record is from RefSeq and is a predicted model, not a curated record. The coding region runs from base 1 to 864 and encodes 287 amino acids. The transcript is spliced from 9 exons. Gene Ontology annotation, molecular function: G protein-coupled receptor activity. Gene Ontology annotation, biological process: adenylate cyclase-activating G protein-coupled receptor signaling pathway.